CAGCACAUCAUUCUCAUUCAACAAAGAACAGAACACAAAAACAAACUCUGCAUUUCCCACAACAACCAACCAACAAUGGCGGAAAAACAAUCAAUAAUCCUGUUCCCAUUCAUGGCACAAGGUCACAUAAUCCCAUUCUUAGCCUUAGCCUUAAACCUAGAACAAAAAUCCAAAAACUACAACAUCACCAUAAUCAACACACCACACAACAUCCAAAAACUCAAAACCUCUCUCCCACCAAAUUCCUCCAUCAAUCUCCUCACAAUCCCUUUCAUCUCUUCCGACCAUAAUCUCCCACCCAACACAGAAAACACUGAUACUGUCCCUUACAAUCUUGUCAUCAAACUCAUCCAAGCUUCUCUUUCCUUAAAACCUUCCUUCAAAUACAUCAUCCAAAACAUCUUAACCCAACAACCUAACCAUAAACUAUGUAUUAUUUCUGAUAUUUUCUUUGGUUGGACUUCAACCGUUGCUAAAGAACUUGGUGUUUUUCAUGUUGUUUUUAGUGGUGCUAGUGGUUAUGGUUUAGCUUGUUAUUAUUCUCUUUGGAUGAAUCUUCCGCACAGAUUCACAGACUCUGAUGAAUUUCCUUUAAGUGAUUUUCCAGAAGCACGUUUGAUUCAAAGAAAUCAAUUGCCAAACAAUAUCUCACAAGCUGAUGGAUUUGAUGAUUGGUCGAUUUUUCAAAGGAAGAAUAAUCUCUGUGAUUGGGUCAACUCAGAUGGUAUUAUUUUCAACUCAGUUUCAGAUUUUGACUCUGUUGGGCUCAACUACUUCACCAGGAAAUUCAAUAUUCCGGUUUGGUCGAUUGGACCCGUUGUUCUGUCAACCGGUUCACGAGGUAAAGUAGGUGGAAUAAACCCUAAAGUUUGUAAAGAAUGGCUUGAUACAAAACCUUCAAAUUCGGUGUUAUUUGUUUGUUUUGGAUCGAUGAACACAAUUUCUGCUACACAGAUGAUGCAACUUGGAACGGCGUUGGAAAAAAGUGGAAAGAAUUUCAUCUGGGUAGUGAGGCCACCAAUAGGUUUUGAUAUAAACUCAGAGUUUAAAUAUGAAGAGUGGUUACCAUUAGGGUUUAUGGAGAAGAUUGUGGAAACAAAGAGAGGUAUAAUAGUAAAUGAUUGGGCACCACAAGUUGAGAUAUUGUCACAUGGAUCAGUUUCUGCGUUUUUGAGUCAUUGUGGUUGGAACUCGGUGUUGGAAUCAUUGAGUCAUGGUGUACCUAUUCUUGGGUGGCCGAUGGCGGCGGAGCAGUUUUUUAAUUGUAAGCUGUUGGAAGAAGAGAUGGGUGUUUGUGUUGAGGUUGCUAGAGGAAAGAGUUGUGAAGUGAAGUAUGAAGAUAUUGUUGAGAAAAUUGAGUUGGUUAUGGGUGAGAGUAGUGAGAGUGGGGUGAAGAUUAGAGAGAAUGCUUGUAAGAUUAAGGAUAUGAUAAGGAAUGCUGUGAAAGAUGGAGAAGAAGAUGGAGUUAAAGGGUCAUCUGUUAGGGGUAUUGAUGAGUUCUUAUCAGCUGCUGGGAAGAGCAAUAAAACUACACUGAAUGAUCGUGAGUGAAUAACUUUUGUUUUGAAGUCUCAAGUCUGAAUAUCCGGUGUGUUAGAGUAUCGAACCUAAGUCGAAGAAACAAAUUUUCAACGAAAUGAUUCUAGAAUAACCGGCGAAACUAGUUGUGUAUGAUCAGUUGAAUCUAUUUUCACCAAAUUUGUGAUAUGAUUGCAGUGGAAUAAUGGCAGGAUUGUUUUUUAUUUUCUAUUUUUAAUGAUGAAUGAUAUGCAAAUGUUUUAUUAUUA
Molecule: messenger RNA, 1787 nt
Organism: Medicago truncatula (barrel medic)
Lineage: Eukaryota; Viridiplantae; Streptophyta; Magnoliopsida; Fabales; Fabaceae
Product: UDP-glycosyltransferase 92A1
Exons: 1
Coding region: 76-1551 (491 amino acids)
Molecular function (GO): UDP-glucosyltransferase activity
Source: RefSeq, a predicted model, not a curated record